Messenger RNA from Sebastes umbrosus (honeycomb rockfish), 2451 nucleotides. RefSeq names its product cilia and flagella associated protein 91 (gene cfap91). Lineage: Eukaryota; Metazoa; Chordata; Actinopteri; Perciformes; Sebastidae. The record is from RefSeq and is a predicted model, not a curated record. The transcript has 17 exons. Bases 83 to 2281 code for a protein of 732 amino acids.
AUUGCUGAAUAACAGCAGUGUUACCUGACAUCUGGGAGCGAAAUUCGUUGGAAAAACAGGUUUUUUUAAUUGAAAUAAGACAAUGAACGUAUCUGUCAGCCGCACAAAUAACAAGAGAAGUUAUGUUAACAGAGCUGUUAGGCGUGAAAGAGUUUAUGACCACUUGUAUGAUCCAGUUUACACAGUGUCAUCGGAGAUAGACCAUGCCAGGUCCAGCUUCAAGGCCUAUGCGUCUAAGGACCGAGUCAGGAGAGUGCCUGAGUUUGGGUCUAUGUUCAGUAACCUGCCCCACCACCCACGGUAUACCCUUCAGCUGGACCCUGCAGACCCAGUACCGGCCUCUAUUGAUCGUCGCUGGCGAGGCCACACAGAACAGCGCAAAGAGGCACUACAGCAGCUGGCUGGGGUUAUUCCAAAUGCUCAGUCAUGGCUGAAAACGGAGGAGUGCGAUGUCACUGGAGCUGAUCGCUGGAAAUACUUUAAACGCCCCAUGAUACCCUUUGCACAGCAGGUCCCCACGGAUGUGAUUUUUGCGUUGCCUAAAGAAGGCUUUGUAUCUACUGGUGGAAAGAAUGCUAAGCAACAGCCCACCCACUUCACAGUGGGGGUCCAGACUGACUACAGGGAAAGUGAAACACAGACAGACCCGUACAGUCCUGAGUAUAGGGUACGACCUGGUACAACUCCCUCAGAACUCCUGCAACUGGCAGCUUUGUCUUGGGGUCGUGGUCUGCCUGCAGGCCUGGCAGAAGUGGAAAUGAUACAGCGGGCACGUGCCAAGCGAGCUUGGGAGGCCACCCUUCCUCCAUUAGGUGACCUUAGUCAGCUGGACAAAAGGAGACGAAUGAUGGAGGAGAUGGAUGUCAAGGAGUGGGCUUUCAGAGAAGGAGAAAUCCAGAAGUUGCAAGAGGCUCGUCUUGCCGUGCUGAAGGACCUCUUGAGGCAGAGAGAUGAAGCCCAGAAAGAAGUCAGAAAUGAGAGACUCAACGACUUAUAUUCCAAGCACCAAAAAGACAAAGAGACCAAGCUACACAAGAUUGACAAUGACUACACCAGGUCGCUGAGAAAACUGGAAGCUAAGAGAAGAAAUAUGGAGGGGAAGCUAGAGCGAUUUGGCGGUGUCAAAGACCAGACACUUGGCCCUCGGAGCCUCAGGGGUACAUUCACCAACAGGAACACCUGCAACGAUGAGUUUAAAAGCCACUACUUAGACACAUAUGAAGGUUUGCUAGAGCUGGAGGCAGGACUCUCUGCCUCAGUCCUCAAGCCAGGGGUGAAAAGACCUCAACCCAGAGGCAGCAUCAGCAAGAAUGUGAUCAAACCCACUGUGAACAAAGCAGUGGAACUGAUGCAGAAAUACAAGGCCCUGACCGAGGAGGAGAACAAGCAAGUGGCCGAGAAGUCUUUGCGUUUUCUUGUCAAGAGGGAGAAGCCUGUUCCUCGUCCUGUAACUCCCAGAGUGGAGGAGCCACCAGAGGGGGAUGAGGAGAUAGAGCUCGCAGUCAUCACCUUGCAGAAACUACUGAGAGGAAGAAGUAUCCAAUACGAGAUGUUUAAGGGCAAGGAGGACCACCUGGACCUCAUUCGUGGGCUAAGGACUGUCCACGCCCUGCAGGGGGAGGAGCAGGAGCUACAGAAAGCUGACAAAUUGCUCGUAAUGGCCCUUAAAAAACAGAGAGACAACCAUAGACACAAGGUUUCUCAAGAGGAGGCUACUCAUGCCAGAGUGGUAGGUACAGAGCUCGGACGCCUGUUUGACAUUUUGUCCAAGGAGCUGGUUCAUCUCCAGGAAGAGCGCAGGAUCCACGCCUUUACACUACUGGCUGAGAGAGACCGUCGCAUCCGAGAGGCUGAGGAGAGCGGGAAGAGACAGGGGGAGGAGCUCAGACGCAAAGAAGAGGAUGAGAUCUUCAGACAAGUGGUGCAGGUCCACCAGGAAACUGUGGAUUUGUAUUUGGAGGACAUCAUCCUAGGGACCUUGGAACAGACAGCCGACCAGCAGGCCAGAGAGGAGAUCCACAGGAGGGCAAAGGAGGUCAACGACGUUGCUUACGCCAUGGAGGAAAGCCGAAACAAUCUUCAGUCGGAGGAGAUUGUGUCAGAGUUGGUGUACAGUUUCCUUAUCCCCGAGGUCGAGAAGAUCACCGUCAGACAAAGAGUGCACCAGAGGCAGCAUAGACACCUGAAGGCAGCUCGGAGCAUCAUUCAGGGGCCUGCUGAGCAUUAUGGGAUCCCUCCUAGUAUUCAAGGGGCGUCGCAAUUGACCUGUCCCUCUGAAUGAGCCUCCAACCGAGUCCUCAAGGAGAUGUUCAGCCAAGUGGAGCAGGAGAAGGGGAAGGAAACAGAGCACACUCAAACUGAGUAAAGAGAGGACUAAACAUAUGAGGACUAAACAUACAAAAAUAAGUGUUCUGUGUUCUCAUUCAUAUUAUUAAAGUUUCAUAAUCAUCA